This is a messenger RNA of Trypanosoma cruzi, 975 nucleotides long. Its product is annotated as mucin-associated surface protein (MASP), putative. The record is from RefSeq and is a predicted model, not a curated record. Bases 1 to 975 code for a protein of 324 amino acids. The transcript has a single exon. NCBI's taxonomy places the organism in Eukaryota, Euglenozoa, Kinetoplastea, Trypanosomatida, Trypanosomatidae.
AUGGCGAUGAUGAUGACUGGCCGUGUGCUGCUGGUGUGUGCCCUCUGCGUGCUGUGGUGCGGUGCUGCGGCCAUGGAGUCGUCGUUGCCUGGUGCUACCACUGUCCAAAGUGCUUGGCCUGAGGAUUUGUUUCUUAAGUGGCAUGAACUGCUGAAGAACGAGUGCAAGGCAAAAUUUAAGGAUGGGAAUUUUGAUGAGUCAGCUGUGAAUUGUUGUGUUCAUAAUGCGAUGAAGGAUCUUUGCUAUGAUGUUUACGGCGAGACUGUCAUGGAAAAUAAAGACCUUAAAGUUGAGGGUAUUUGCAAAGAGUAUGCUGGAAAACCAGAUGAUGUUGCUAAUUGCCCAAAACCACAAACCAGCUUGUCGUCUGCUGCGGUAACUUCAGUGAAAGUAUCAGUUCCAGAAGUACCGGGAAGGGAAGGAAAUUUGAGAACACCAUCGGAAGAGGAACCGACAGCAUCAGCGGUAGCACCACCGGGAGCAUCAACGGCAAAACCAACAGAUCCACCACCAUCACUGCCUGUGGAAGGACAACCUGACGGUGCAGAUGACAUGCCGGUGCCAAAUUCAGAAGAAACCUCAGAGAGCAUGAAGCCAACCAAAGAUUUGGCAGAAGAGGACACUGUCACCACCGCAGACACCAAACAGAAUGAAGCGUCUAACGGUCAGACCGAAGCAACCAAAAAAACACCGCCGGAAGCCAGCGAUAAUGGUGAUAACGAAACGAACAAGGGCACUGGAGAAGAUAUUCCGAACAAUGCACCGGAAUCCGAUGUUGCCGGGACAGAGGAAAACCAAGAUAAAAAUAAAGAUAAUAAUCCGAAGGAAACACCGGUCGAAGUUGCGGGUAUAAAAGCCGCCACGGUGAAUUCUGGCGACAGUGACGGCAGCACCGCGGUCUCCCACACCACCUCCCCUCUUUUGCUUCUUCUUGUUGUUGCGUGUGCGGCUGCUGCUGCGGUGGUGGCCGCGUGA